UCGGAAAUUUAAAAAAUGCAGUUUUGUACAAUUUCCAUUUCAGUGCUGGCAGUGACCAGUCUGCUCCUAAGCACAGGGGUUGCUCCAGAGAUGGUUGUCACCUGUGAUGUCGACACUGUCCAUCGCCUGAGCUGUGAUGAUAUCGGAGUGAUCAGCGUGCAGGCAGCACUGUAUGGACGUGCAGACAGUGAGACCUGCAGUGAGGGGAGACCCCCGAGUGAGCUUGCCAAUACGCUGUGCUCUCAGGAUGGCACAGCGGACGUCCUCAAGAGAAGGUGUGAUGGGAAAAGGGUUUGUGAAGUAAGCGUGAAUGUCUUCGGAACACCUGACCCCUGCGUCGGCACCUUUAAAUAUCUACAGACCAACUACACCUGCCUCCCCGCAAUUCACCAUGUGACAUGUCAGCACUCUUUGGCCCACCUGCACUGUGAUGAAGGGCAGGUCAUAUCAGUCUACGGUGCCACUUAUGGACGCUACGACCAGACCACGUGCACCUACAGACGGCCUGCCUCUGAGAUCCAAAACAUCGACUGCUCACAGCCCGCCAGCAUUGUUUCUGACAGCUGCAAUGGGAAAAACAGCUGUAUUAUCAAAGUGGACAGCUCGAUGUUUGAAGACCCCUGUGUCGGCACUUACAAGUACCUGGAGGUGGCUUACAUAUGUGAAUGUAAGAAGCUGAUGCGAGUCUGGGGUCUGUCAGAGAGGGUCAUCACAUGUACCGGCGGCAGCAAUGUCCAGCACCUGAGCUGCGAUAUCGGAGUGAUCGGCGUGCAGACAGCACUGGAUGCGGAGAGCCGGCCAGGGCGCGGUGUCAAGGAGCACGGUCUGAUGGUGGACACGGGAGCGACUUCAAACAUAAUCACAGAUAUUGCAAAGUUCAAGAAGUUCGACGACAAGUUCCAGGCCGAGACACACUGCGUGGAGUUGGCUGAUGGCACAAGACCAGGCAGUAUAAAUACAGGUGUGUCGGUUCUGGUAACCAUCAAUCCCGGUUCACCUCUGCCUGGAUCUUCUAAAAUCAUGCUCAGCUUCAGACUCAGCACCACACUGUUGCUGGCAGCAACAUGUUCAGUCAUAACAGCAGGUAAAUAUCUGAGUGGUUUCAUUAAGGAUGAUGGUUGAACGCAUUUUCCACGUACAUGAUGCGGCUUGAACACAACUAAUAAUUUCACAUCCUUUAUUUGGGUCCUUUCCACAGAGAGGGUCAUCACAUGUACCGGCGGCAGCAAUGUCCAGCACCUGAGCUGCGAUAUCGGAGUGAUCGGCGUGCAGACAGCACUGUAUGGACGUGCAGACAAUGAGACCUGCAGUGAGGGGAGACCCCCGAGUGAGCUUGCCAAUACGCAGUGCUCUCAGGAUGGCACAGCGGACGUCCUCAAGAUAAGGUGUGAUGGCAAGAGGGAGUGUGAACUGAACCUGAACGUCAUUGCUACCUCUGAUCCCUGCCCUGGCACCUCCAAGUACCUGGACAUCCGCUACAGCUGCUACCCAGCAAUUCACUUUGUUACAUGUGAGCACUCUUUGGCAACACUCCAGUGCGAUAUAGGACAAGUCAUUUUUGUGUACGGGGCCGACUUUGGACGCCGUGACCAGACCACCUGCAUUUAUAAGCGGCCCGCCUCUCAGAUUCAAAAUGUCUCCUGCUCAAGGCCCACUGGCAAAGUUGCUGACAGCUGCAAUGGGAAAAACAACUGUACUAUCAGCGCGAGCAACUCAGUGUUUGGAGACCCCUGUGUUGGCACUUACAAGUACCUGGAGGUGGCUUAUACAUGUCAAUAUCCUGGAUUCUUUCCACAGUAGCUUCCAGAGCAAUAACCUGUGUUGAAAUGUAUACACCAAUAAACGUGCAGUGAAUUAAA
Molecule: messenger RNA, 1859 nt
Organism: Cyclopterus lumpus (lumpfish)
Lineage: Eukaryota; Metazoa; Chordata; Actinopteri; Perciformes; Cyclopteridae
Exons: 19
Molecular function (GO): carbohydrate binding
Source: RefSeq, a predicted model, not a curated record